CUGAGAGAUGAUACAAGCAGGGUGAAGAUUAGGAUCUUAUUUCUUUAUUUGAACCAGAACGGACAGCUGUAUUGUGAAAGAUUUACCAUCAAGUUUCCAAGAAGGCACCUGUUGGGGAGUCAUUGCUACCUGGGUCACACUGACGAGCAGCAAUGGGCUUCGUUUUGUGGGGGUUCUUGACUAAUUUCUUCACCUACGAGACCACCAAAUCUGUGGUGGUAAAGAGCUGGUCUGUGGGUAUCAUCAACCGGAUUGUACAGCUGCUCAUCAUCACCUAUUUUGUCGGCUGGGUCUUCAUCCAUGAGAAAGCUUAUCAGUCAAGUGACACCAACAUUGAGUCCUCCGUGAUGACUAAAGUCAAAGGCUUUGGUUAUCUACAAAACCAAAACCAAAAUGAGAACUAUCAGAAUCGUGUGAUGGACGUGGCUGAUUACGUGUCGCCCCCUCAGGGUUCAGGCAUGUUCUGCAUCAUCACCAAACUCAUCGUCACUGAAAAUCAGUUCCAAGGACGAUGUACAGAGACUGGGAAGAAAUUCAGAUGUUCUUCCGAUGAAGAUUGCCAGAAGUAUGUCGGCAGCAACCUUUACAACGGUGUAAUAACAGGUGCUUGCCUUAAAAACUCCAGUGAGUCCCAUGGCAUGUGUGAGAUGCAAGGAUGGUGUCCAGCUGAAAAUGAUGCCAUCAAAAUUGAACCAAUGGAUGUGAACACCUUCACUAUUUUCAUCAAAAACAGUAUUCGUUUCCCUCUUUUUAAUGUCACCAGAGGGAACUUUCCACCCACAAUGACAGCCAAUCAAAUCAGGAAUUGUAAAUACCAUCCAGAGGACAACCCCCUUUGCCCCAUCUUUCGUGUGGGGGAUGUGCUGAACUACACCGGUCAGAAUGUAACUGAACUGUUAAGCAGGGGUGGAGAAAUAGGAAUAAACAUUCAGUGGGAAUGUAACCUGGACUUAAACAUUGAAAAAUGUAUUCCCAAGUACUCCUUCACACGACUUGAUGCUCCAUUUGCCAAGAAUGCUGUGUCCAAAGGAUACAACUUCAGAUUUGCAAAAUAUUUCAAAACAGAGAAUGGGACUGAAUUUCGGACUCUUCAUAAAGCUUUUGCGAUCCGUUUUGAUGUCAUGGUCACUGGCAAAGCAGGAAAGUUUAACACAAUCCCAACUAUGAUCAACUUGGUAGCUGCCUUUUCCUCGAUUGGACUGGGCGCGGUUCUCUGUGACAUCAUCUUACUAAACUUCUUGAAAGGGGCAGCGCAGUACAAAGCCAAAAAGUUUGAAGAGGUGUCAGAGGCUCACAUAGAAGCUUCCAUAGCUCAGAGUCCAGGGAGCCAGCUGUCACUCAAAUGCAUGAAGAGCUCCUGUGACUCUGGAGCACUUUCUCUCAACACCUAUGACCAACCUCUCUAACCGACAGCAGCAAUGUGAAGACAUGGGCUCCCCUUCCUCUUUUCCUUUCCCUUUCUACCUUAUUAUAAGAGGUAUUCAGCUUCAGAUCGGCAAGUAUAUGGAACAGGGUAAAGGAGGACGAUGUUGUUGCCAUCUCCAUAAGAAGUAAGGGCUUGUAGCUCACAACAAUAACUGUC
Neolamprologus brichardi is the source of this 1582-nucleotide messenger RNA. It is a transcript of the gene p2rx3a, whose product is annotated as purinergic receptor P2X, ligand-gated ion channel, 3a. NCBI's taxonomy places the organism in Eukaryota, Metazoa, Chordata, Actinopteri, Cichliformes, Cichlidae. Gene Ontology annotation, cellular component: plasma membrane. Gene Ontology annotation, biological process: calcium ion transmembrane transport; response to ATP. Gene Ontology annotation, molecular function: ATP binding; extracellularly ATP-gated monoatomic cation channel activity; purinergic nucleotide receptor activity. The record is from RefSeq and is a predicted model, not a curated record.